AAACUUGUCUUCAUCGCUUUGCUCCUGCUCUUCACUUACGCCUUCCUGUGAAAAGAAAAUCUGGUAUUAAGUUUUACUUACCGGCUGGUAACAUCCGUCAGAAAACGAACAAUGAUAAAACUAAAAGCAGCGUUUGCAAGAUUGACAGCCAGGCGGCUUUCAUGGAAGACGACAUAAAACGGAUAUUUACCGGCGGGAAGAUGAACGAAUUUGCUGUCCUCCACACGGGCCGCAAGAUGCCCCUCAUUGGACUGGGCACCUGGAAGAGCUCGCCUGGACAGGUGAAAGAGGUGGUCAAGUGCGCCCUGGAGGCAGGCUACCGCCACAUUGACUGCGCUGCCGUCUACGGCAACGAGGCCGAGAUUGGACAAGCGUUCGCCGAGAGCUUUGCGCAGCCCCAUGGCGUGCGGCGGGAGGACGUCUUUGUCACGUCCAAAUUGUGGAACACGUGCCACCACCCCGAGGACGUGGAGCCCGCCCUUCAGCGAACGCUGCGUGACCUUCAACUUGACUACUUGGACCUCUACCUCAUCCACUGGCCCAUGGCCUUCCGGCGCGGGGAGGAGGCGUUCCCCAAGGCGGGCAGUGGCUCGCUGCUGUACGACGCGGUGGACUACUGCGCCACUUGGGGCGCCAUGGAGCAGCUGCUCCGCAAAGGCCUGCUGCGUCACAUCGGCCUGUCCAACUUCAACAAGCGUCAGCUGGACCACGUGCUGGCUGCCGCCCACGUCAAGCCCGCCGUCGUGCAGGUGGAGAGCCACCCGUACCUGGCGCAGACAGAGUUGCUGGCGCACUGUCGGUCGCUGGGCGUGGUAAUGACAGCCUACAGCCCGCUGGGUUCCCCCGACCGUGCCUGGAAGCGCCCCGACGAGCUCACACUCAUGGACGAGCCCGUCCUGGCCACCCUGGCUGCAAAAUACUGCAAGUCGCCCGCUCAGAUCCUGCUCAGGUGGCAGACUCAACGCGGCGUCGUGGCCGUUCCCAAGAGCGUCACGCCCUCACGCAUCCGAGAGAACUUGCAAGUGUUUGACUUCACCUUGUCAGAGGAGGAGAUGACCAGCUUGGCGGCGCUCAACAAAAACUGGCGUUACAUCCUACCCGUCAUUGAACGCACUUUGGCCAUCAGGUGGCGCCGCCAACAUUUGCUGCUAAAACCAAGUCAACAACCAUGUUGAUAAAACUUUGAUGCCACGUUGGUGGUGUUCAGGUGGACGGGAAGCUGGUCCCCCGGGACGCAGGGCAUCCCCAUUACCCCUUCAGCGACCCCUACUGACAGCAUGAGGCACGUGCUUUCAUCGAGUUGCGCCUCAACCGAAACUUUUUUUUUUUUUUUAAAUAAACACAUUCCGUGUCUGA
Molecule: messenger RNA, 1356 nt
Organism: Syngnathus typhle (broad-nosed pipefish)
Lineage: Eukaryota; Metazoa; Chordata; Actinopteri; Syngnathiformes; Syngnathidae
Gene: akr1a1b
Product: aldo-keto reductase family 1, member A1b (aldehyde reductase)
Exons: 9
Coding region: 162-1175 (337 amino acids)
Cellular component (GO): cytosol
Molecular function (GO): aldose reductase (NADPH) activity
Source: RefSeq, a predicted model, not a curated record